This is a messenger RNA of Loa loa (African eye worm), 972 nucleotides long. Its product is annotated as nematode cuticle collagen domain-containing protein. NCBI's taxonomy places the organism in Eukaryota, Metazoa, Nematoda, Chromadorea, Rhabditida, Onchocercidae. Gene Ontology annotation, molecular function: structural constituent of collagen and cuticulin-based cuticle. Gene Ontology annotation, cellular component: cuticular extracellular matrix. The transcript has 7 exons. The record is from RefSeq and is a predicted model, not a curated record. The coding region runs from base 1 to 972 and encodes 323 amino acids.
AUGAAAGUGCAUAAAGUGACAUUCAUAGCAUCAGCAAUAAGCGGUGUAUCUUUGAUGGCAUGCUUACUUGCUAUCCUAAUGAUUUACAGCGAUAUACAAAGAACCUGGAAUCAACUGAAUUCAGAAAUUAGUACAUUCAGGACAACAACCGAUGAUUUAUGGAAAGAUAUGAUGCAACUUGCACGGAAAAAGCGAUUUCGACGACAAUAUGAUAGUAAGAGUGAAGGUCAUGGUGGUACGAGAAAUGACUCAUCAUCAUUUCAACCUGAAAUAACAACAAAUGGAAACGAUGAUAGCACGCGUCCCGAUCAAUACGAAAAUUUGAAAACUGAAACUGUUGGUGCCCCAAAAUGCCGUAUCGAUAAUAACUGUCCAGCAGGUCCGCCAGGUCCCAAAGGACCACCUGGCCAUAAAGGAGAAGAUGGAAUACCAGGAGAGGAUGGUAAGCCGGGUGCUGAUGGGAUGGAUGUUGAACAAAACAAAACUACUACAGGUUGCUUCAGAUGUCCAGUUGGUCCUCAAGGUGCACCAGGAGCUUUGGGACGUCCCGGACCACGUGGGCUAAGUGGAAACAAAGGUCGAGCUGGCCUACCAGGACGAAAUGGAAAUCCUGGUCCACCUGGUGAGCCUGGACCACCAGGACGUCGUGGUGCUGACGGACCAGCGGGGCCAGUUGGUGAGAAAGGCGAAAAUGCUGAGCAUCUGGUAGGUCGUCCAGGCUUAAAGGGUGAGCCGGGAUUACCAGGACCAAGAGGACCACCUGGAGUUAACGGUCGCAAUGCUCCAUCCGGUACCACUGGUCCUCCAGGACCACCUGGAAAUCCUGGACCUGCAGGGCCACAAGGAGCCGAUGGGCCAAGCGGUGAAGUUGGACCUCCCGGACCACCAGGAAAGGAUGCUGAAUACUGUCCGUGUCCAAAACGUGAAGAAGAUGUGGAUGGCUAUGCAAAAUGGAAAAUGAAGAAAAUGUGA